Molecule: messenger RNA, 3180 nt
Organism: Alternaria hordeiaustralica
Lineage: Eukaryota; Fungi; Ascomycota; Dothideomycetes; Pleosporales; Pleosporaceae
Exons: 6
Coding region: 1-3180 (1059 amino acids)
Biological process (GO): phosphorylation; phosphorelay signal transduction system; proteolysis
Cellular component (GO): cytoplasm
Molecular function (GO): transferase activity, transferring phosphorus-containing groups; aminopeptidase activity
Source: RefSeq, a predicted model, not a curated record
AUGGCUCAAACGCUCCAGUUCACCAGCUACGAGCAUGAAGAUGCCUGGGACGUGAACUGGCUGCGGGUGGAUGACACCCAUGAACUUUACUAUCAACAGUUUGGCAAGAAGGACGGAAAGCCUGUCAUCUACCUCCAUGGUGGGCCUGGCGGGAACUGCUCCAAAACCAACACCGUCUUCUUCAACCCCUCUGAAUACCGAGUCGUUCUGCUCGACCAGCGAGGCUGUGGUCAAUCGCGCCCUAAUGCCAACACAACAGACAACACUACUUGGCAUCUCGUCGAAGACAUCGAAAAGCUGCGCAAGCAUCUGAAGUUUUCCAAAUGGCACAUGGUCUUUGGUGGCUCCUGGGGAUCCACACUCGCUCUAGCAUAUGCGCAAACACACCCCGAUAGUGUAGGUAGUCUAGUCCUGCGUGGCAUCUUCACCGUGCGAGACAUCGAACUCAAGUGGACCAACCAUGCAGGCGGCGCGCAAAUGCUGUUUCCCGACCGCUGGGAGGACUUUAUCAAGUUUUUACCAGAGGAAGAACGUUCCGAUCAUAUCGGCAACUACCACAAACGCCUCAUGUCUUCGGACUCGUCUAUCAGUCAUCCCGCGGCUGAGGCGUGGAACACGUGGGAGCUAUCAAUCAGCACCCUGUAUCCUGACCCACACGCGUACAAGAAACUGAAAGAACCAGCCUAUCUGCUCGCACAUGCUAGGAUGGAGAUCCACUACUUCAUCAACAAAGCAUGGAUGGAAGACGGGCAGCUGUUGAGGAAGGAGAACGUGGACCGGAUCCGGAACAUUCCGACGACCAUCGUGCAGGGCAGACUGCCUGCUAAAGCCCAGAAGACUGCUGGGGCCCGCGCAAACGUCGCACGCAGCACCAGCAGUCUUCAUUCUAUAUAUCUCUCUGCCGCGUCGUUCCCCUUCCACAUCCCAGAAGGACCGCCGUCCGAACCAGUCCCCAGCAGCGACAUAACCCUCAACGCCCUCGUCCAGCAUGGCGUGCACAAGAUGGACUGCGAUCGCGCAUUCCUUUCGCUCAUUGAUAAUCGAAAUCAAUUCAUAUGCGCAGAGAUGACGAGGCACCAGUCGCUUUCGAGUGCAGACCCGGCCGAGCCGCUCUUGCUGGGUACUUCGCGAAUCGCUCUCGAAUGGGGCGUCUGCCCAUUCACCAUGUGCAUCUUCCAGGGCAAACCAGUGCCUAUGCCGGACAGUCCCUAUAUCAUUGCCGACAAGUCGUAUUUCUGCAUAAAAGACUUUCGCCAGGUUCCCACAUUUGCCGAGCGCCCGUUCGUGGCUGGCUACCCACACAUGGUUUCAUACCUCGAGAUACCGCUGUUUGCAAUGUCUGGGCACAUAUUGGGCAGCUACUGUGUUGUUGACAGUAAAGAACGGGACUUCCUGCAUCCCAAGUCUCUGAGCACUCUUCGCGAAACUACCUCGGCUAUCAGUGCAUACCUCGAUAUGCGACGCGCCGAAGCUUUAACUGUCGACUUGGCUUCUAUGGUCGAAGAUGUCAUUGGGACUGUUUCUGUAGGUCAUGACCAUUCUUCGCGCCUCUCUUCUGGACUUAAUAAAGAGCGUCAAGAUUCGUUGGCUGGAUCGCCCGCAACGGCACAAACCGAGCCUGUCGUCGUCACCACACGCAUUGAAAAGGCCCGUGAUUGGACCUUUGUCAUUGACAAGGGUGCUUGGAAGCGCAUUUUACUUAAUGUCGUCAGCAACGCAUUGAAGUAUACCAAGUCGGGCUACAUUCACGUAGGUCUAGCAUUUGUGGAGGCUGCCGAUGACAGUCAGUCACAAAUCAGUCUUUCUGUGACCGACACGGGUGUAGGCAUGAGUGAGAAUUUCCUCAAGUACCAUCUCUUUACACCCUUCACUCAGGAGAAUCUACUAAGUCCAGGAACUGGGCUAGGUUUGAGCUUAGUGAAGAGCAUCGUGGAGUCACUACAUGGAACUAUAUCAGUCUCUAGUCGUUUGGGCAAGGGAACGAAGAUCAUCAUCAACAUUCCGGCUAGUCAAACGGCGCAGAGACCAAAUGCGCCACGUAGUGAGAACGUUUCCUCUCACGAAUGCCUGCGCGGGAAGGCAAUCGGUAUGCUCAGUCUCUCUCUACCCGAAGAGCAAGGCAAAGAAUUUGCACCCUCUAUCGAUUCGCCACCCGAAGCGCUGGAGCGGGCCGUUCAAAAUAUCUGCCAGGAUCGCUUCGGCAUGAGGUUCACCACUGUUUCCACAGACACACUUCCGGUUCUGGAUGUACUCCUCAUCGAUCACCAUGCCAUCUCUUCGACACUCACGUACGACUUGAAAACAUUGUUCCCUACGUAUACUGGAGGGACUUACCCGGUCGUGGUCGACCUGCGUAAUAUUAAAGGCGCACCUCCGGAAUCUGGCACUAGCAAGCCCAUGCACACAGCACUAGUCACUGCAAACUCGCUUGGACCUGCACUCAUCUCGGCUGUGAAGGAUGCCACUACCAAGGAGAUGGCAAACCCAGCGCCGUUCAUAGAAGUCAGAAGCAGACCUGACAUGGAGCCAACAGAGCAAUUAGAACAUGCCGACACAGUCCUAGAGCCAGAUCCACAAACCAAAGUACUUCCACACCGCAGCUUAUCGUUGCAGCGUGUGACACUAGCCGACGCCGCCACAAGUCCUGCUCUACAAGCACCAUUACCAACACAAGCACCUACCCCGCUUACAAGCAGCCCGACAUGCCGAUUCCGCCGUCUGCUCUUGGUAGACGAUAACCCCAUAAAUCUAAAAAUGCUUUGCGCCUUUGCAAAACGCCUCGGCGUACCAUAUUCCAGUGCCACCGACGGCGCAGAAGCGGUGCGUCUCUAUCAAACCGCCACUGAGCAAGAGGACCCAAAAGCAAAUUAUGACUGCAUUUUCAUGGACAUCAGCAUGCCAGUUAUGGAUGGCUUCCAGGCCGUCUCAAAGAUUCGUGGAAUCGAACAUGGUUUGAUGGAAAAAUGCAUACCAAGACAGUCCGAUGACGCUGCGAGACAUGGUCUAGAUGGUACUCUAGAGGAUGAGAGAGGUACCCGGGCGUACAUCUUCGCAUUAACGGGACUUGGUAGCGAGAAAGCGCGAAAGCAAGCGAAGAAUAGCGGUUUUGACGAGUUCCUUCUCAAGCCAGUGAGGUUCAAGGACGUCCUACCGUUGUUGGCACGUCUGCCGACUGCAUGA